AUGACCGUGCAUACCGGCACUCUGUUACAGGAUUUGACUGAUCUUGGACUAAUUGGUGAGGGUGCUUACGGUCGCGUGAAUAAGAUGCGGCACGAUGAAACGGGUCGAUAUAUGGCAGUUAAAAAAGUUCGUAUAAUUUCGGGUAAAAAUGACGAUGGCGAAGCCAAUCGUUCAAUGAAACGCCUAAGACAGGAAGUUGAUGCGAUAAAAAAAGCCUCAGACUGUCCUCAAGUUGUAACUUUUUACGGCCUUACCUUUCAUGAGGGAGACUGUUUGGUUUGUAUGGAAUUAAUGGAUAUAUCACUGGAAAAUUUAUAUAAGACCAUUCAUAAUCAUACUCGUGGCGUUUUUGAUGAGCGUAUACUUGGGCAUGUUGCAGUGUCGAUUCUUAAAGCGUUAAAUCAUCUGAAAAAUGAAAUUAAAAUUAUCCAUCGAGAUGUAAAACCAUCCAAUAUCUUAUUGAACCUACGCGGUAAUAUUAAACUUUGUGAUUUCGGAAUAUCUGGUUAUUUAAUAAAUUCUGUGGCACAAACACGUGAAGCAGGAUGCCGACCAUAUAUGGCACCUGAAAGAUUGCUUACAAAUGCUGCAUAUGAUAUACGUUCUGAUGUUUGGAGCCUAGGAAUUACACUGCAAGAAGUAGCACUUGGUGUAUUUCCAUAUCCAAGAUUUAACGAAAAUGAGCUUUUUGUACAACUUCAACAGGUUGUUUAUGGAGAUGCGCCAAUAAUGGGUCCAUCGGAUGUAUAUUCAAUUAGAACAGUUCAAUUUAUCAAUUCGUGCCUUGUCAAAGAAACAGAAGCUCGACCAAAUUAUGUGAUGCUUAUGGAGAUGGAAUUCUUCAAAUAUUAUGAUAGCCUAAAUGGUACUUCAGAAUAUGUUGCAAAUUAUGUACAACAUGCAUUAAAUUUACAAAAACAAAGUAAUUUAUAG
Loa loa (African eye worm) is the source of this 933-nucleotide messenger RNA. RefSeq names its product STE/STE7/MEK4 protein kinase. Gene Ontology annotation, biological process: protein phosphorylation; stress-activated MAPK cascade. The transcript is spliced from 8 exons. Bases 1 to 933 code for a protein of 310 amino acids. The record is from RefSeq and is a predicted model, not a curated record. Gene Ontology annotation, molecular function: MAP kinase kinase activity; ATP binding. NCBI's taxonomy places the organism in Eukaryota, Metazoa, Nematoda, Chromadorea, Rhabditida, Onchocercidae.